AUGAACGUCAGAAGCCUUAUACUAGAUCUUGGAAUUUCGCAACAUGAUACAGGAAGAUCAGUGAAACGGAAGAAAAGAACUCGUCGUAAAAGACGGGGAGGAAAGCCUCGUCAGAACCCAUCCUUGACCAUGCUUGAAUCUGUUGAAGAUGCAGAGCCAAAGGACACUUACAUUCCUGUGUUCAUUACUUCUAGGACAUCAAGAGCAUCUGUCUUCAAAAGCAAACAUCCACCACAGCAUCUCAGGCAAAUCCCACAAACCAUUAGUCUCCAGGGGAAUGAAAAUUCUCCAACAAGGAUUGGACUUUGGAAUGCUCGAUCUUUGAUGAACAAGGAGACUGAAGUUUGUGACUUUAUCAUCUCGGAACGCAUUGAUGUCUUGGCUGUCACAGAAUCGUGGCUCAGAGGCGACGGGAGAGACUCCCCUACAAUAGCAGGCAUACAGAAUACACUUCAGGAUUUCAAGCUACUAAAACUACCCAGAAAAGGAAAGAGGGGUGGUGGUCUCUGUGUAAUUUUGCGAAAUUCUUUUUCUACUAAAAAGAAGCCACAUGUGUUUGACACAUUUGAAUGCCUUGAGGUAACUGCAAGCUCUAGAAAGAUGAGUAGCCAGAGAAGUCUCUCUUUGUUUGUAAUCUAUAGACCACCAUCGUGCUUGCGUGGUCAAUCAUUUGGACAUUUUCUGAUUGAGUUCUCAAAACUUCUUGAAUCGGCCAACUUGCUUCUGAAUCAAGUGGUUAUCUUGGGUGAUUUCAAUAUACAUGUUGACAGUGACACAAAUGCAGACGCAAAGAACUUUAAAGAUCUACUGGAAUCAGCGGGUUUGAGUCAGCGUAUAUCCCAACCUACUCAUAUUAAAGGACACACUCUUGAUUUGGUAAUUAUGAGGGAUAAUGAUCACUCAAUUAGGGACAUUGUGGUAACCCAGACUUUGCCAUCAGAUCAUUCUGCAAUCAUCUUUUCACUCCCCUUCGUGAGACCAUCGCCAACAUCUAAUGUCAUUCAUGCCCGUAUGUUACGUGAACUUGACAUUGAUCAAUUCAAGUUAGAUAUCAUCGAGUCCUUCGAAGCAGUUACAAACCUAGAGGAAAUGGAAAUUGACCAGAAGGUACAUGUUUUCAAUGACUCUCUUGCUUCUAAUCUAGAUCGUCAUGCACCAAACAAGAAAAGGAAAGUGAGAGUGCGUCCUUAUGCUCCAUGGUACAACGACGCAAUCCGCAAGGCCAAACAAGACCUUCGUGCAAGCGAAAGGAGAUGGAGAAAGACCAAGCGUUCAUCUAGAACAGUUGUAUCUGAUGACAUGAAGGAAGCAACGAGAGAAUAUUACCAACUUGUCAAUAACUUUAAGCGUCAGCAUCUUCAAGAACUUAUAUCCACUAGCAACAGCAAACAACUGUUUCAUGUGAUUGACAAGAUGAUUGCUGAAAAGCCUGAUAAAUCAUUGCCAUCACAUCAGUCAAGUGCUGAGAUUGCCCAGAAGUUCUCAAAGUUUUUUGACAGUAAAAUUGAACAACUGAGAUCUUCAUUUUCUUCCUCUUCUGUUGUUGUGGAGGGGGAAACCUGUGAUCGUCGUCAAAGAAAGUGUCUGAAAGAAUAUAUACAUAAGUGA
Lytechinus pictus (painted urchin) is the source of this 1608-nucleotide messenger RNA. RefSeq lists its product as uncharacterized. Gene Ontology annotation, molecular function: catalytic activity. The record is from RefSeq and is a predicted model, not a curated record. The coding region runs from base 1 to 1608 and encodes 535 amino acids. Lineage: Eukaryota; Metazoa; Echinodermata; Echinoidea; Temnopleuroida; Toxopneustidae. The transcript has a single exon.